UGCUUUGCCUGCGCCCCGGUCUGCGUCGUUGCUCUCGGCCGUUGCUGCCGCCGUGUGAGGGUUCGCGCGAGCCGCAGCAGCCUGGCCCUGCCCCGGUGUCACUGAGGAUGAGCCGCCGCGCUGCCCAGCGCGCGUCCCGCCCCGCUCGCCCCAGCCCGUUCAUCUAGCGACUGGUCUCCCUUGCAAUUAUGGAGUUUUAGAGGAAUAAGAGAGUGUGGAGGGGGAAUCCCCCUCUCCACACUUGAGGUAGUUUGCUUUUGGAAUUUUCUAUGGACAACAGUAUUUGUUAUAUACAAUGGUGAAAUAAGACCUCUAAAAAUAUAUAUUUAUAAGUAUUUAUUUUGAUCAAGUGCCAAACAUAACAGUACAAAGAUUUCUAAUGGCAGCUCAAUAAAACUGGAUUUAAAUUGUUGGAAUUACAAGUUUCUGAAGGCACUGUGUCGUGUACUGAACUGGAGUGCCUUCAUAUACUUGAUGAUUGUUCCCCUUAAGGAGAAGAACAGCUUCAGAAGAGAAGAUGAAUUCUCUCAUGCCAGAGUGCACUUUGAAGUGUCGUUCUCUACAGCAUGCUUUGGAUGUUAUUUCUGUAGUUACCAGAGGAAAUGAAGGCCAGAUCAAGGCUUUUCUCUCUUCUUACUGCUACAAUGCUGCAACUAUAAAGGAUGCCUUUGGUAGAAAUGUUCUUCAUCUUGCUUCAUCUUGUGGCAAAAAAGGUAUACUCGAUUGGCUGGCUGAAACCAAAGGAGUUGAUCUCUUGGCAAAAGACAAAGAGUCUGGAUGGACAGCUUUGCACAGAAGUAUAUUUUAUGGAUACAUUGAUUGUGUUCUGUCAUUACUGAAGCAUGGCGUUAGUCUAUACAUUCAGGAUAAAGAAGGCUUAUCAGCUUUGGAUCUUGUGAUGAAAGACAGGCCAGCUUACGUGGUGUUCAAGAAAACUGAUCCCACAGAAGUCUACACUUGGGGAAACAAUAUUAAUUUUACUUUGGGUCAUGGUGGUCAACAGAGUAAACAUCAUCCUGAACUGGUGGACCUCUUUCCUCGCAAUGGCGUGUAUAUCAAACAGGUGGUACUCUGCAAAUUCCACUCUGUGUUCCUUUCCCAGAAAGGACAAAUUUAUACGUGUGGCCAUGGACAAGGAGGACGCUUGGGUCAUGGUGAUGAACAAACAUGUUUGGUUCCCAGACUUGUGGAAGGUUUAGCUGGCCAUCAGUGCUCCCAGAUAGCAGCAGCUAAAGAUCAUACUGUUGUUUUAACAGAAGAUGGAUGUGUCUACACCUUUGGUCUGAAUACUUUCCAUCAAUUGGGUAUUCUUCCUCCUCCUUCUAAUUGCAGUGUUCCUAGACAGGUUCAGGCAAAAAACCUGAAAGGUAGAAUGGUGAUUGGAGUGGCUGCAGGCAGAUUCCAUACAGUGCUAUGGACUAAGGAAGCAGUGUAUACCAUGGGUCUGAAUGGCGGCCAACUAGGUUAUCUACUGGACCCUAAUGGAGAAAAAUGUGUAACUGCACCUCGCCAAGUUUCUGCUCUACACCAUAAGGAUAUCUCGGUGUCCUUGGUCUCUGCAUGCGAUGGUGCUACAGUAUGUGUUACUGAAAGAGGAGAUAUUUAUUUACUUGCAGACUAUCAGUGCAAAAAGUUGGCUUCAAAACAACUGAAUCUUAAAAAAGUUCUUGUUAAUGGAGGAUAUUUGGAAUACAAGGUAGAUACCCAGAAUCUUAAGGAAAAUGGGGGUCAGAAGAUUUGCAUUUUAGCACUGGAUGAAGCUGGAAGAGUGUUUUGUUGGAAGUCAUCUAACAAUCCUGUGAAGCAGUGUCGUUGGGUGUAUGGCCGGCAAGUCUUCAUGUCUGAUGUUGCUUUAAAUAAAAAUGAAAUCAUGUUCGUCACACAGGAUGGUGAAGCCUUUACAGGGAGAUGGCUAGAGGAAGGAAGAAGAAACUCGGAAAAGAAAGAACUUGCAUUAAGUCCUCAGAAUUCUUCCUGUGAAGCAUCUUGUCAAUAUGAUACGAACAGUGCAUAUGAAAGAAUUCGACUUCAGAAGCUUACUUUUGUCCACCGAGCUGUUAGUAUUGCUACAGAUCCUAAUGGAUGCAAUUUUGCUGUUUUGCAGUCAGAUCCUAAAACAAGUCUCUAUGAAAUUCCAAGUGUGUCAUUGUCAAGUUUUGGAGAGGAUUUUGGCAAACUGUUAGAUGAAACAGAUGAAAUGGACAACAUCCAUGAUGUGACUUUUCAGAUUGGCUCAAGAACUUACCCUGUGCACAAAUACAUCUUGGCUGUGCGCUCUGACUUCUUCAAGAAGCUGUUUGUUUCCAGUGACAAUCAGCUAGAUGCUUCAGAUAUCUACCGUAAAGAUGAAGAUGCUGUUGGACGUGAUCUUUAUGUAAUAGAGAAGAUUCAUCCAGAUCUGUUUGCAUACCUUCUGCAGUUCAUAUACACUGAUACUUGUGAUCUUUUGACUCAUGGUUACAAACCAAAAAUCAUGCAUAAAGAAAAAUCAGAAGAAUAUCAAGAUACAUUAAUUUCUAACCUGAACAAAAUGAGUUUUGAUGAAGAUGUUAAUGGAAAGGCUGCAUUUGAGAUUUACAGAAAUAAUCAAGUACAAGUUAUAAAUGAAAAACAGAAGAGCAAAUCUAAAAAAGGCAAAGUUGCUGGUGAAGAAGCUAACCUCAUAAAAAUGUUGCAAAGUGUUGCAAAGAAAUUUGGACUCAGCAAUUUAAGUGGAAGAUUGGAUGGAGUCAGGUUAGAGAAUGGAAAGAUAAAUGUCAUCAACAGGAAGAAUGGGAACAAACCAAAGUUGAAUCAGAAGAAAUGUUCAUACCUCUGCGAUGUGACCCUGAAAUCUUUAGAUGGAAAGGAAUUCCCAUGUCAUAAAUGUGUACUUUGUGCAAGACUUGAUUAUUUUCACAGCAUGCUAAGCAGCUCAUGGAUUGAGGCUUCCUGUUGUUCAGCUCUAGAAAUGCCAAUCCAUUCUGAUGUACUACAGAUAGUUGUAGAUUACCUAUAUACAGAUGAAGCUGUUGCAGUAAAAGAUUCUCAAAAUGUGGAAUUUGUAUGUAACGUUCUUGUGGUGGCAGACCAGCUUCUUAUAUCCAGACUCAAAGAAAUCUGUGAAGUGGCCAUUGCAGAAAAACUUACAUUGAAGAAUGCUGCAGAGUUGCUGGAGUUCUCAGCAAUGUAUAAUGCUGAACAGUUAAAGCUGUCAUGCUUGCAGUUCAUAGGACUCAAUAUGGCCGCUUUGCUUGAAGCAAGGACUCUGGAUAUCUUAAGUGAUGAAGUUGUAAAGGACCUUUCUGUUUAUUACAGGAAAAUGAUUCCAGCUAUGGUCAGGAGAGUAAUUACUCCAUAUCUGGAUGGACCUGACAUAAGUUCUUUGGACCCUGAAGAUGGAGAAAACUUUGUUUUUUUAAAAGAAGAAAUGAAUACAGAACAAAAUUCUCAGGAGGCCCUCUUCAAAAGAGCAAAAACUAAGGCAAAAAAGAAGCCACGGAAACGAUCUGACAGCUCUGGAGGGUAUAAUCUAUCUGAUAUCAUUCAGAGUCCAGCCUCUACAGGCUCAGUAAAACUGGAUAAAACUAACUCUGUGGAAUCGCUUCCAGAACUGUUAACAUCUGACUCUGAAGGUAGCUAUGCAGGGUUGAGUAGCCCAAGAGACUUGCAGUCCCCUGACUUCACAAAAGGAUUUCAUCCAGAGAGGACUGAGAUGAAGGACAAACCAUGUAGUCAGGGUAUUAAAGCCUCUAAACCUAUCAAAGAGGUGAAGUCAUGCGAGGGAUCAUCAGCAUUGACACAGUCUGUUCCACAGUCCAUUCCCAGUACCAAAACUGCAAGCUCUCCCAAUUGGGUUGCUACUAGUUUAAGCCCCACCAGCCCUCCUGCUAUGGAUUUAAGAACCAUCAUGGAAAUUGAAGAAAAUAUGCAGAAAUGUGGAACCAUGCCAAAGACAAAUUCAGGCUUUGUUUUCUUCAUUAUGAUGUUUUUCUGUGAGCAUUCAAAAUGCAUCUCUUUUUCUGCUGUCAUCCUGCUUUACCAACUGCAUGUCUUCAUCAUUAGAAAUAUGAAAGAACUGCUAAACUGCAGAAUGGCUUCUCAUGGAAUCAGGCUUUCUCAGAAGCAAAGGAAAAUGAUUGCCCUGGCAGCAAAAGAUAAUGGAUCAGUAACUAACAGCAUGGAGACUGCUCCAAUAAUGAACACACCACCUACACCUACAAAAGUUGCAAAAUUAGGGAAUGCAUGGGCGUCUUCAUUGCAUUAUUCUUUGCCAAAGUCAUUCCGUGAUCUUGUAACAGAAGAAGAAAAAUGUGUGAGUAAUUCACCAGGUACUGGUAUCAAAAGAGCUGUAUGUAAAGGAGUUGAGGAUACACUAAUCCAUAACUCUGCAAGAUGUACAACCAGAAGUAGCCCAGGCCUGGAAGACCAUGUUCUGGAUUCUCCACAGCCAGAAAGUCGUAAUCCUUGGUUAGCAACAUCCCCGACUAGCUCUCCAGUAAUAGCACCUGUCAUGUUUGCAGCUAUUGUAGAGGAAGAGCUCCAGCAAGAAGCCGCUCUUAUUAGGAGCAGAGAAAAGCCUUUGGCUUUGAUCCAGAUUGAGGAGUGUGCUAUUCAAGAUUUAUUAAUCCACUAUGAAGCUUUUGACAACCCUGACGAAUUUGUGACUGUUGAAAGGGCUUCACAGGGACCUAUAGCAACACCUAUGUGGAACAAGCACUAAUUUUCACUGUUCACAGUCCUUAUUAUUUGUGCACUUCUGAAGGCUUAUUUCUCCAUACAGGUAGAACUGGACUGGAAGAGCAGGAAUCUUGUGAAUUCAACAUCAGCGUUAAAAAAACUGCACAUAAUCUAUAGACAUUUGGUAGAGAGAAUGGAAAUAACUUGUCCACACUGUGUCCAUUACCUGCAAUAUAUAUUGUAUGUAUGUUUUGAGAAAAUUUCUUUAACAAGCCCUAUUCUUAGUAAUGUUACAUGAAGUUGUAGAUUGGAAAUGCAUUUGCUUAUCUUAAGUAAGAGGGGUUUUUUUUGUGUGUUAAAUUCACAGGUGGUUGAAAAACAAAUGCUUAUUUUGUGAUUUAAUGUGAAAUUGAGUGUGCAGAAUUAUGCAUCUUUAAAGGUUAUGUUCUUCAGAAGUUACUAGCAAAUUAGGAAUAUCCCCCAAAGUUUGCGUUUAGACUUUAUGUAAAAGCACAGUCUGAUCAUGCAGUUUUCCUUAACUUAUGUAUGUAAGUACUGGUUCUCUGUUGUGACCAGUAUUUUUGACUGUCAUGCUCCACAGUGAAUCUCUAUGCUGUACCUAAGUGCUCUGCUGUUGCCUGCUCUCAGUUCAGUUGUGCAUGUUUUUCACUGUUGUGAGACUGGCCUUUGAGCAGCCAGCUCUGUUGUGAAGUAAAGGACACAGUUGAAUAGGAUAUGGUGGCACUUAGUUAGCUCAUCUAUAGGCUUAUUUUGAUAAAUAUGGUACAGUAUAAGAACCACUGUGAUUAAGGUACAAUUUACUUGAAGUGCUGAGGAAAUAUAAAAUCUGUAUGUUCGUUGCUAAAGCUAUAGGGGUGAAUGCUUAAUUGUGGAAUUUGCAAACACCUACCCUGCAAAGAUUAUCAUAAGUGGCUUUCAGUAUUGUGUGUUCCAAAGUUCUCUGUGCCUGGUUCCUUUCAACAAAUUUAUAAAAAAAUGAGUAGCCUUAUCUACAGUAUUCUGUCUAGUUUGUCUGUUUGUAUAGCUGUGUUUGAACUUGAACUUUUUUGAUAGUGUUGGUACUUACAAACUGAAAAACUGGAAUUGAGAGAGCCACAGAAGAUGAAUGUAUGGAAUUGAUCACUGUGCGAUAAAAGAUCUGAAUUUUGGAAAAAGCUGUGUAGUUAUGACUACCGGUUUCAGGUUGAGCUACACCAACUUCCCACUCUCCCAAUUGUAAACAAAUGCAAUAAAACAUAAAAUCUUGAUUUACACAAAGUUAGUAUACUUUUAUAUGCUGUUUAUGUAUAAUCAGCACUUUUGGUAACUGGAGUAAUUAACUAAACUAAUCUAAAAGUAUUUCUUUUAUGUAUAUAAAACAUGAACUGUAGGCAUUUAGAAGCUACGCAUACAAAGGAGGAUUACUUACAUAGAUUUUAAUUCUAUUUUAAGUUCUACUGGUGAUUAAUUUAAUAUACUGAUGAGAGUACUUUAAGUGCUUUAUUUGAUUCUGGUAGGGCCUUAGGGCCUUCUGAAACUCCUCUUGAAUUAAAGGAAAGCCUGUGUACAGUGAGAAAUAGCUUUAAAAGCAGUGGGCUUUUUCAUGUUAUUAUCCUAGUCUGUUUUCAAAUAUAAAAUUACUUUAAUGAUGCUAAUGUACAUUUUUAAACAUUUUUCAAAAUUGCUUUUGGUAUGCUGUUUAAAAUGUCAUUCACUUGUCAUUAUAUGAGGACUCAUGCUUCUGCACUGUGCUUCUGCACUGCAGAAGAGGUUGACUGCUUUUAAGCUCUGGGUUUAUUGGAGCAGUUUAUGCAUUGUUACUGGUUAUACUUAUAUACACGUUAAAAAGAGCAAUUAUAAGUAUACCUUUCAGAAAUUGAAAAUGCUUCAAACUGUUUUGUGCUAAAGCAGCUUAAAUUUAAGGGUAAAAUAUGUCAUAAAGCUGUGUAAAAUUAGAGACUGUGUUUUUAACUUUAAAACUUGAAAACAGAGUUCAGAAGUUUUGAAACAUACUUCAAAAAUUUAAGAUUAUAAUGGAAUUACAAACAAAAAUCUCUAACUCAUUUGAUAUACUCUUGGGACAGCUUAUUGCACAUAUGAAAAUCUAAAUAAAACCCACAAAAAGACA
Molecule: messenger RNA, 6787 nt
Organism: Rhea pennata
Lineage: Eukaryota; Metazoa; Chordata; Aves; Rheiformes; Rheidae
Gene: IBTK
Product: inhibitor of Bruton tyrosine kinase
Exons: 30
Coding region: 518-4702 (1394 amino acids)
Biological process (GO): negative regulation of protein phosphorylation
Cellular component (GO): cytoplasm; nucleoplasm
Molecular function (GO): protein tyrosine kinase inhibitor activity; protein kinase binding
Source: RefSeq, a predicted model, not a curated record